This is a messenger RNA of Caenorhabditis remanei, 3510 nucleotides long. RefSeq lists its product as uncharacterized. The coding region runs from base 1 to 3510 and encodes 1169 amino acids. The record is from RefSeq and is a predicted model, not a curated record. Lineage: Eukaryota; Metazoa; Nematoda; Chromadorea; Rhabditida; Rhabditidae. The transcript is spliced from 14 exons.
AUGUCCGCCAACUGGGACAUGUUGGUCAUAGAGGACGCAAGCGAGGAACAAUUGAACAGAACCGUGUCGUUUGCCGCUUGUCUUCUCGAUCUUGGAAAUGGGAUGUCCCAAGAGUGGCGGUUCACCGCAAACAAUCACAACACCUAUAUCACAUAUUACAUGCGCACCAAUCUCAACAGAAAUGUUAUCAUAAAAAUUGCUGACGAUUUGGUUCUCGCAAGAAUGGAGUAUCUCAUGAAAAUUUAUCAAGGAUAUGAGAGAUCUCAAGGAAAAAUGAACUGGCAGUGUGCAAUCAAUCUCAUCAACGAGUACUUGUCCGAAACUGCGCUUCUUGGAGAAUUCGAAUAUCGUAACUUCUCUGGAACUAACGCAUGGUCAGCUCCAAGGCCACAUAAAGACGGACAAGGAUUUCGUGAGGGAUAUAAGCGCGUUACCGGCCAACGAAGAGAUCUUUUGCAAGGGAACUUAAUGCCUGGAUACGAUUGGCUGUUCAGCAACAAACUUACAAGUUCGAAGCCAUGUACAAGAUUGGAGAGCGUGUAUCGCGCCCGUCAGCAAUCUCUUCUCUUUGGAAAACAAAUUGAAAAGCCAAAAGAAUGGCAGUACGACGAGUGGAGACAUGAUUUUCUCCAGCAGCAAGGAGAGAAGACGAUGGUUGAGGAACACAAACCGAGCGACAGAUGGCUCAUUUGCUCUUUUAUCGGAUUGAUUAAUCGCAGAGAAUACAGAGAGUUCCGUAUUCGUUAUACCACUGAGAUGAUGAACUUCGAUGUUCUAGAUAAGGAAGCUUUAAUCGAUAACGUUCAUGCAAAGAUUAAUGCAAGAGAAGAAAUCUCGGAAUACAAGUUCAUGUGGGCUUGCAUCAGAGCUGCUGUCAACAUUAACAAUGCUAAAUACUUGUAUGCUCUUUUCCAACAAGGACCAGAAGCUCUUGACCGUUUUGAGGAUGAGAACAUGAAUGAGACACUGACAGACUGGAGUGAAUCUGGACCAAUCGAGAAUUUUUAUCGCUACUUCAAUAAGACUCUCCACUACCAAACAAAAAUUCCUGCUAAGCCAAUGGAGAAAAUUCACCCGGAGGUUACCAGAUCUGCUGUCGAAUUCAUCAAUCAGUUCAAGGAAAAUGGCACAUCAGAUGGUGGCUCCAGCGAUGAACAUUUCAAAUCGCACGCACUCACUGAAGCUGAUAUUUAUCCCGGCGAAUCUUCACAAUCUGGACCGAAAGAGUCAGAUGUUAAACAAGUCACUCAGGAAGGCCAAGUUCAGAAAGGAACCAAAGUUGAAAAGACUUCUGAAAAGGUGACAUCAGUUGUUUCCGCUCCAGAGGACAAAAUCGUUGUUUUGGAAAAAGACAUGAUUACCAAGAAAUCUGUUGAUACAAAGUUGGAAGCGAAAUCUUCUUUUCUCUUCGAACGCAAAAGUCUUUCUUAUGCAAAAGUUGUCCAAAAGUCUCUUCCAUCAGCAAAUGGAUCACCGAGAAGUGAGAGUCCAAAACAAGGAGAAAAUUUCUCUGAGUCGGUUACGAAACUUUCUGAAGGCAAACCAGAAACAGGACAGCUAGAAAAUCAAGUCGAUGAGAAAAAAGAAGAGAAUGCAUCACCUUGGAAGCAAGUCGGCCCAAAACAUAAUGGCAAUCGCUCAAACAACAACAAGAAAAAUGGAGGAAAUAAGAAAAAUAACGGCGGCCCAUCUGCUUCUCCACCAAAGCAAGAACCAAAGAAAGUUGUUCUUCCAGUAACCGACGAUUUGAAACGUAGAGGAGCUCCUUCUUCCAAAGAUGAAACUGACACAAAAGAAGUUUCAAAAAAAGAAGUUUCCAAAAAAGUGCCGAACAAAGCUCCUGUUAAGAAUGAUGGCAAGAUGAACAACAAGAAACCGCCUGCAGCAAGCAAAAAGGUGGAAGAACCAACUAAACCCGUCGGGCCAAAAGAAGCAAAUCUGAAGCUUGAGAAAGAAGAGAAAGUAUCCGAUGAGAAGGAUAAUGGUCUUCUGGCUAAAGAAGAUAUGAAACAUGAUUCAGAGCCUUGCUCAUCGAAUGCUUAUUAUUUGCUCUCAUCGAAUCAAGAGAUGGCAGAGCAGCCAGAAACACCAGAAAUGCCAGAAGAACCCAAGAAACCCACAAAGACCGCUUUACGAAAGGCAAGGAAAGCAGCUGCGCUGUUGGAACUACAAAAAUCGAAUUCUUUGGAAUCUGAAGCGGUGGUGAAACUUGUUAUGGCAGCUGAUGACAAGACAGCUGUUGAGGCAAAUUUUGAUGUUGAAGUUCAAGAACUCAACAAGAAAAAACAAGAUGAAGACGCUAAGAAGUGUGAGGAGUCUGAGAAAGACGUUGAGUUGAAGCCUGAUGAUAUAGGAAAGAUUGAGGACGCUUUGAAAAAUGAAGACGCAUCUAAGAAGGAAAAUGAGCUCAUCAAAGAAGGCAUCUCUUUGAAGAAAGAAACAACAAAACAAAACCAUGCCUCCAAAAAAGAGGACGCAUCCAAGAAAACAAAUGAAUCCAAGGGAGAAGACGAAUCAAUAAAAAAGGAUCAAUCACUAAUGGAAAGCUCAUCCAGGAAGGAGCUGACUCCUGUUGAAGCUGUUUUCUCUGACAGCAUGGCGACGUUGUAUGUCGAAAACGCUAUACUCACAGCGCAAGGAUAUUGGAUAGCCCCAUACGCCCCAGCAGGGCAAAUUUCCUCUAAUGCGCCGAAUGAUGCACCUGCUCAGAAGUCCGGUGACACCAAUGCUGAGACCGAUAAAUACAUUCCAGGACAGAAAAUUACUUAUGACUAUCGUCCAGAAGUUUACCCUGAUGCGGCUGAUUAUCCAUUCGAUGGAUCAACAACUUCGGAACAAACUGAAUCAGUCAAGCAAGAAGAGUUGAGAGAAGAAACGGAAAACGAUACAGAUAGUAACCAACCUCUUGCAACUUAUGACGCGGAUGGAGAGAAAGAAAUUGAGCUCGCAAAUCCUGAUCAAAUGUUUCCUGAACGUACUUGUGACCCCGAUCUUCAUGAUAUGUUCCGCCGUUUGAAGUUUAUUUACGAUAAGCAAUCUACUGGAGGACUUCGAAACUUCAACGAAAGAAAGAAGAAUGUCGUCAAGAAGAGACUCAAGACAUUCAUGAACGUUUACAUUUUCCGUUAUAGAAUCGCAAAAGCCAUGCUUCACAUUCUAGAACAGGAUAUUGUCGCCGACCUUUCUGGAAUGCGCGAGCGUAGCGUUAUUAGAAAUCUGUGCGGUUACAUUGGCGAGAAAGUUGAAGAAGACUCCGACACAUUGCGUGGUCGAAACCUCGACAGACUCACUGAGAAUAUUCGAUUGGCUGGUGUGAUGGAGGGUGAAACAAUAAUCAGAGGACUUCGUUACAUUGAUUUGAGACUCUCCGAACUGGACACCACGGAUCCACUCCAUGAACAGUACCAGGCAAUCAGCAACAGAGUCUACGACCUGAUGACAAAACAGCAGACCCUUGUGGUUUACUUGGGAGGAAGUGUGGAUUACCGUGGAUACAAAAACCAUAAUUGA